AUGGUGGGCCCCACCGCCUCCGACGUGCCCCCGACCAUGGGCGUCAAGAUCUUCUCCGCCGGAGUGGCAGCCUGCUUGGCGGAUGUGAUCACCUUCCCGCUGGACACCGCCAAAGUCCGGCUACAGAUCCAAGGCGAAUGCCAGGUCUCCAGCGGUAUUACUUAUAAAGGUGUCCUGGGAACAAUCACCACCCUGGCGAAAACCGAGGGGCCCAUGAAACUGUACAGCGGGCUGCCUGCUGGGCUGCAGAGGCAAAUAAGCUUCGCCUCUCUCAGGAUCGGCCUCUACGAUUCGGUCCAGGAGUUCUUCACCUCAGGGAAUGAAACAACACCCAGUUUGGGAAGCAAGAUCUCAGCCGGACUAACAACUGGAGGAGUAGCGGUGUUCAUUGGGCAGCCCACGGAGGUCGUGAAGGUCAGGCUGCAAGCACAGAGCCAUCUACAUGGCCUCAAACCUCGCUACACUGGGACUUACAACGCAUACAGAAUUAUAGCGACAACAGAAAGCUUGAGGAGUCUCUGGAAAGGGACUACUCCUAAUCUGUUGAGAAACAUCAUCAUCAAUUGCACAGAGCUAGUAACAUACGACCUGAUGAAGGGGGCCCUUGUGAGAAACAAACUACUAGCAGAUGACGUCCCCUGUCACCUGCUGUCUGCUCUCAUUGCUGGAUUUUGCACCACGCUUCUGUCCUCCCCGGUGGAUGUGGUGAAGACCAGAUUUAUUAACUCUCCACCAGGGCAGUAUACCAGUGUGCCCAGCUGCGCAAUGACGAUGCUCCACAAGGAAGGGCCAACGGCGUUUUUCAAAGGAUUUGUACCUUCCUUCCUGCGACUGGGAUCCUGGAAUAUCAUUAUGUUCGUGUGCUUUGAACAGCUGAAACGAGAAUUGAUGAAGUCUAGGCAGACUGUGGACUGCGCCACAUGAUCGGCUUCCAGAAAAGCACGGAACACGUCAGAGGGAGACUUUGCUGACUGGAUCACUAAUAAAAACAACCCCUAUUUACUUUAGUUCCCCCUAAAAAGAUAAAGAAAUACUGGUAGACUGUUGGGACUUUCUUUUAAAGAAUAGGAGAGGAAAACUAAUAACUAUUUUGUGUAAUUUUAUUGUCAAUGCUAAAAAGAACAUUAAAUUCAGUUUGCACCCUGGGAAAUGCUAAUGCCCAGAUAAGUUACUACUUUGAUCAUUUGGG
This is a messenger RNA of Sciurus carolinensis (gray squirrel), 1189 nucleotides long. RefSeq names its product uncoupling protein 1 (gene Ucp1). Bases 1 to 924 code for a protein of 307 amino acids. Gene Ontology annotation, biological process: mitochondrial transmembrane transport; mitochondrial transport; response to cold. The record is from RefSeq and is a predicted model, not a curated record. Gene Ontology annotation, molecular function: oxidative phosphorylation uncoupler activity. Lineage: Eukaryota; Metazoa; Chordata; Mammalia; Rodentia; Sciuridae. Gene Ontology annotation, cellular component: mitochondrial membrane. The transcript has 6 exons.